This is a messenger RNA of Sipha flava (yellow sugarcane aphid), 1220 nucleotides long. RefSeq names its product metalloendopeptidase OMA1, mitochondrial-like. The record is from RefSeq and is a predicted model, not a curated record. Lineage: Eukaryota; Metazoa; Arthropoda; Insecta; Hemiptera; Aphididae. Gene Ontology annotation, biological process: mitochondrial protein processing; protein quality control for misfolded or incompletely synthesized proteins. Gene Ontology annotation, molecular function: metalloendopeptidase activity. Gene Ontology annotation, cellular component: mitochondrial inner membrane.
CAGCGUGUCACAUGUCAACCGUCUGCUGCCGUUGCCGCCAAUCGCUGCGAUAGCGCUGCGCCCGGUCACCAAAUUCCUCGCCAUGAUAUUGGGGAUCCGCAUACGCCGUUGGUGGUCGAAAUUGAGCGACAAGGAGAAGCGACGGUUCUGGCGAAACGUGCGCAGGCGCCGGAGGCAGAUAACGGCGGCUGCGGCCGGUCUGGCGGGUCUGUUUGCCGCUUACUGCGCGGCGCACAUGGAACUUGACCCGAUCACCGGGCAACGGCGGCUGAUCGUGUUCACGCAGGCGCAAAUGGUCGAGCUGGCCAACGCGAUCGCGCGCGAGCUGCUGGACGAGAACCGGCACGCGGUGUACAACCGCUCGCAUCCAUACUACAGGCGGGCCGCGUCCAUCGCCUCGCGCGUGGUGGACGCGAAUAAGCCGUACGACCGCGUGCCGGAUCGCGAAUGGUCGCUGGUGGUGGUCAACGACCCGCGCAUCAACGCCAUGGUGCUGCCCAACGGCAUGAUGAUCGUGUUCUCCGGGCUGCUGGCCACGGCCAACGACCAGCAGGUGGCCGUGGUGCUGUCGCAUGAGAUCGCGCACUGCCUGCUCGACCAUCAUGCGGUCCGGCUGAGCCGCGAGCACGUGCUCGAGAUGCUGUGGCUGAUACCGCUGACCGCGAUGUGGGCGAUGCUGCCUGUGCCCGAGGCCAUACUCGGCUACUUGUUCGGCCAUUACUUCAAGAGCGUGGUCAUGCUGUUGCCGUACGAGCGGGACCAGGAGACCGAAGCCGACAAGUACGGUCUCAUGUUGGCGGCAAACGCGUGCGUGGACGUGCGCCAGGCGCCGUUGUUCUGGAAGAAGAUGGAGAAGUUCGAUCCGGGCAACGAGCACAGCGUGCGGUGGCUGUCCACGCACCCGCCGCACAGCGAACGCGUGCAGUACAUCGAGAGCCUACUGCCGCACGCGUUGCAGCUAAGACAGCAAAACGGAUGUCCGCCCUUGGACCCCGGUUACUGGUCGAGGUUCUCGUUCUUUUGACCGCGCACGCGCAGUUGUCGCUAUCAUCAUCAAAGCUGUCCCCCCGUAGUUAGCUGGUUGAUUGCGAUCCGCGGUCUGACAAAAAUUUAUGUUUGCAUAGAAACAAGUUGUUUCAAACAACGGCCAUCGUGUGAAUCUUUUAUCGAAUAAAUAUGUCGAAUAUAUAUAUCGAAUAAAUAUGCUUACAUAUUUCACA